AUGAAAGUGAAGCUGGCUUGGCACCUGGUCGGGGGCCUUCUCUCGGCUGCCCUUUUCGGGGCUGUAUGCUCUCCAGAAAGACGCUUGACCCUAUGUCUCCACGUGUACGUUCCGUGUGCGAACUACAUGCCCUGGGCCAAAGAGGCCUGGAUGCAAAUGCUGGAGAGCUACUUCCAUUUCGAGAGAUGGUUAAGCCCCUCCCAGUUUGAGGAGACCUACGAACUCCCGGAGAUCAAGGCUGAAGAGUACAGUGUGGAGAAGCUGCGGAGGCUGUCAGAAGACGGGAGGCUCCCAGUGGUUAUCCGAGGUCUUGUCCGAGAGGCCUCUGCCUGCCAAGAGGCUGGACAACCCGAGUGGGUCCGGCGCUAUGGUAACUUCACAGUCAUGGCCAUGACCUUGGGGAAGGGUCUGCACUACAAUGACAGUGAGGUGAAGGUCAGCGAGGACACCAACUUCUCGGAGUAUGUGGCAGGCCUCCAGCGAGGCGAAACGAGAAGAUAUGAUGCUGGGAUGGACACAAUGCUCAGCCAGUUCCCCGAGAUCUUUCCAUCGCUAGGCCUCGAUGCGCUUCAGCUUGGCACCGGCUGUCGAUCUCUUUCUUUGCUGGUGAACGGUCCGGGCGAGGGCCUUAAGUGGCACAUGGCAAACCACCCAAACUUGGUGAGCGUCUAUCACGGGACGAAAGUCUGGGAAUUGAUCAACUACCGCUUCUCCAUCUUCUUGGGGCCGACAAUCCCGGGAGGCAUUGGAUCCUGGGGAUAUCUGCCCGCCAACCACGAAACGAUCGAUCGUAUCUACCCCUUCCUUCCCAAAGCUUUGGUAAAAUUGAAAGCUGGUGAUUCGCUGUUCAACCCGCCAUGGUCCUGGCACCGGGUUAGCAACGAGGGGGACGCAAAAACAAAUCUCGUUGUCAUGUCUGCCUGCCGCUGGUCUGAUGUCCGAACCACGAUUCGCUUAUCCUCAGCGCUGGAGCUCUACAAGAGCUUGGGAUGGCCAGCCUGGGUUCAUCCAAGCCUACCCCUCUGGGUUCGCUGGGUCCCUCUCUUCCGCAUUCUUCAAGACGGCGUAAGGGAAAUCAUGGGCUCCAUUCCGUCCUUCGGUGAGACCGGCUAUGACACCGACUGCUUCAGUAGCAAGCGUGAGGCAUGUGCUGAAGUCAUAAAAUCCCAUGGCUUCAAACACUGA
Molecule: messenger RNA, 1185 nt
Organism: Symbiodinium sp. CCMP2592
Lineage: Eukaryota; Dinophyceae; Suessiales; Symbiodiniaceae
Source: the annotation of a GenBank genome assembly